UGCCGCUGAGCUGGAGGGGCCGCGGCGCGGAGGACUGAGCCGGACGGAGGAGGACAGCUGACCGACACAGUGACGCGCCGGAGCCUCGCUCCGGGAUUACCUCUGUCUCCACCGGCGGGUUGUUUUCUCUCGUUCCCCUCCCUAAAAAUAGGCGAUUUACGGUCUGCAGAGCCGCGCGCGCUUCCGCUGAGAGAUGGCAAGGUGAACGGAGAGCUUCAACACCAUUAUCGCACCAACAUCGGGAUUCUCUUCAUCUCCCCUUGAAGAAUGUUUCUAGCAGCCCUCGGUGGAUUACCAGAGUGGAUCACAUUGUCAGUUGUGUGAUUUAUAAUUGAUCACGGAGGACGCAGCUGGACACCGCCCGGACCAGCUUCGAGUCUACGGGACCGGGAUUGCAUCUUCUCUCUAGGUUUUAGCGGGAGAAAAGGGGCCAGAGGGACAGCGUCUGCGCGCUGACGGAUGGAAACCGCGCGCAUUGCCGGAAUAUUGUUUUUUCUGUUUGGUGGUUGGAUUGAAAUGUAUUGUGUUUGUUAAAUAGGCCCAACCUGGACGGAUAGCUGCGCGUUCUGGAGAACAGACUACCCGUUCCAAAGCCCCUCUUCCUCCGAGGAACUGAUGCUCGGAUAAAGGAAAUGUUAUUUGAACUCAAGGACACACUCCGCGCUGGUGUAUAGUUUCUCAUUUGGGUUUCAGAGUACACCGGCACAAUUACUAUUAUCGGGACUUGAGAUGAGCAUCAUCCACCCAUCCUUCUCGUCUGUGGACGUGUACGUGAGGGCUUGUCGUGGGUUUGCACCGUGAGGACCACCGGCACCUGAUUGCCCCCCCCCUUCCUUUUUUGUAUUUAUCUCUCCCCUUCUCUCUCUUUCUUCUGCCCGAAUGCACGCACGUCUGUUCCAGUAAUUCCGCUGCUACUGCCCCCCCCCCCAAACACACACACAGUCCCGACUAUUCAGCCUCCAGAAAACUACCGAGUCUCUCUCUCUCUCUCUCUCUCUCUCUCUCUCUCUCUCUCUCUCUCUCUCUCUCUCUCUGUGUGGAUGGGAAAGGAGUCCCGCGGUAGAGGAGCGCAGGAGUUGGGAUAGGCGGGCACAUUAUCUUCUUUUUUUCUUCCUUUUUCAUCUUUUUUUUCUCAAAAGCCUUGUGAUUUAAAAUUCAUCUGUGAAGCGGACGAAGCGUGAGAGGAGGAAGAAGAAGAAAAACAACAAGAAAAGAAAAGGAAGAAGAAGGGAUUCUGGUGAAAAGGAGGCGAGCCGAUAUAGGAGAUCGAUGAAGGUAUCAGGAAGAUUUUAUCUAGCAACCGGAUGACGGAAAGGAAGGUGUGCUUGUUAGCUUGUCAUUCCGUUGUAACCCCGAGGCCAGUGAUGUGACUGGAAUGGGAAUUCGCCAUUAAAGGACCGACUCCACCUGAGGACUUCCUGCUCUCCCGAGAAGAACUCAGGCCCGACCGCUCUGUUCUCCCCCCAACACACACACCAUUUUCUGAACUACCUGGCCUCAACCUCAUCACGACCUUGUGUUGCGGGAUCUUGGCGGACUUUGACGGACGGCUGGCUGAGCCAAUGACGAACGCCGAGGACCUUUAAGGCGCGUCUGCAGGGUCCUCCGGUCAAGCCCGCGCGGGCGUGCGCACCACGAGCACGUGGACCCGGAUGACCGCCAGCACCGUUUCGUGCCCCGUGAGACGAGGACGGCCCCCUUCCCUGUGAGAGAGAUCAGACAUCACAGCUGGACUUGGCCCUGAUUGGCUCCACUUGGUGGAGAAAUAUUGAAACGCUCCGAAUCAGCAGCAGCAAGGCGGAGCCGCCAUGGACGUCGUCGCCUCCUCGUCGGUCCGCCCGCUCCUCCUCCUCCUCCUCUUCGUCCUCCUGUCCUCCCUGCCCUCCGGCUCCUCCAUGUUGUGUCCGAAGCGGUGCUCCUGCCAGAACCUGCUGCCCUCCUACACCGUGCUGUGUGCCAAGACGGGCCUCCUCUUCGUCCCGUCCAACAUCGACCGCCAGACGGCCGAGCUCCGGCUGAUGGACAACUUCAUCUCGACGCUGAGGCACCGCGACUUCGCCAACAUGUCCAGUCUGAUCCACCUGACCCUGAGCAGAAACACCAUCAGUCAGAUCAGGCCGUACGCCUUCGCUGACCUCCAUGACCUCCACGCCCUCCACCUGGACGCCAACCGCCUCACCUCCCUGGACGACUCCCACUUCCAGGGCCUGGUGAACCUGCGGCACCUCAUCAUGGCCAACAACCAGCUGCAAACCAUAACAGAGGGAGCCUUUCAGGACUUCCUGGAGACUCUAGAGGACUUGGACUUGAGCUACAACAACCUGGUGAACAUCCCCUGGGACACCAUCUCCAUGCUGGUCAGCGUCAACACCCUCAGCCUCGACCAUAACCUCAUAGAGAACGUCCCGGAGGGAAUCUUCUCCAACCUGCACAAACUGGCCAGGCUGGACAUGACGUCCAACAAGCUGAAGAAGAUUCCUCCAGACCCGCUGUUCCUGCGGAUCCCGGUGUACGCCAAGCUGAAGGGCUCCCCGCUCACAGAGCUGGUGUUGAGCUUCGGGGGGAACCCGCUGCACUGUAACUGUGAGCUGGUGUGGCUGCGCAGGCUGACCCGAGAGGACGACCUGGAGACCUGCGCUUCCCCUCGAGAGCUGGCCGGCAAAUACUUCUGGACGAUCAGAGAGGAGGAGUUUAUUUGCGAGCCACCGAUUAUAACUCGCCACACCUCCAAGAUGUUCGUGAUGGAGGGUCAGGAGGUCAGCCUGCGCUGCAAGUCCAUCGGAGAUCCUGAGCCGUCCACGCAUUGGGUCAGCCCUGAGGGAAAGCUGAUCGGCAAUACGUCCAGAACCGUCUGCUACGAGAACGGCUCGCUGGACAUCCUCAAGGCCUCGGUCAAGGAUUCUGGAAAGUUCACGUGUAUCGCAUCCAAUGCAGCGGGGGAGGCCACAGCCCCGGUUGAACUGGUCGUCAACCCCUCGCCACACUUUGACCCCAAACUGGACCCCGACCCGGGGCCUUCGGACAUCCCCACGUCCAUCAAGUCCAACGCAAGUGGCGGUCAGGCGCGCUCCGAUCAGCAGAGGGUCAGCGUGUCGGAUCUAACGUCCGGCUCUGCCACCAUCAGAUGGCCCCCACAGAACCACAUACCAGGGGUCCGCAUGUACCAGAUCCAGUACAACAGCUCUUCAGAUGACAUCCUCAUAUACAGGAUGAUCCCAGCCGACCACAAGUACUUCCUGCUGAGUGACCUGGCGUCGUCGCGGGACUACGACCUGUGCGUGCUGGCCGUCUACGAUGACGGCAUCACCGCCCUGAGGGGCACCAAGAUGGUGGGCUGCGUGUCCUUCUCCACGGAGAUGGAGUACGGCCGCUGUCACGCGAUACGGGACCAGUUCCUGGGAGGUACCAUGAUCAUCAUCAUCGGGGGGAUCAUCGUCGCCUCGGUCCUCGUCUUCAUCUUCAUCCUCCUGAUGAAGUACAAGCUGCACAGUAACCACUACAAGCAGAAAGCGGCCGCGCGUCACGCCACCGUCUGCUCCCAGACCAACGGAGGGGGCACCAACGUCCUGCCUCCGUCCUCCACCUGUGCAGGGCAGGGCGGAGGUGCUCAUAAAAACUCCCAACCGUCGUCGUCAGCGGAGGGGAUGGGAGCUUCUCUUCGGGGGACGACUGUCGUCGACUUGAAUCCCGCCCACGACGAUGACGCCAUCUCCCAAUAACACACAACAGACUGUCAGUCAAACCCACAACUCAACAAUCUCUGAGCCCAAACCAAUACCACACCUCCCGCCAACCUUCUUUCUUUUUUUUCUCUUUUUUUUGUUGUUGUUGCUGGUGCCUGGAGCCAAACUCCACUUAACGCCCGGCCGGGAGCGACUCCUGUCAUUGGUUGCACGGUCACAUCCUUCUCACGAGCCCCGAUGAUCAGGCGUUGGACCCGGACACGCACACACGCCCCACCCCUGACAUCGCCUCCGAACCGGAUGUGACGUGAACAUCCAGAGGAGGAGCAGCCGCCUUCCCGUCGACAGGAGAGAAGUCUGCUCGCCGUCGGUGAGCGGUCCGGCUCUGGGCUUUGAACCCUAAUCGUGAUCUGACGCUUAACUGGACCUUGAACCCCGGAAACCGAGCAGUCGGGAGCGAACUGGGUCUGGAGUCUCUUCUUCUUUUUUGAAGGAAGUAUCCACUGAUCUGAUGGGGGCGCUUAUGGGUGUCGCGUGGAUUUUUGCCACCUGCGCUUGACCGUUUGAAUCCAUGCCAACUCUGAAUGCUGCUCCGGCAAUACGCUGAACGGAUUACUGGAUUACAAAGAUCCCCUUUCAUGGCUUUUUUCUUUCCAGGAUCUUCUCCAUUGUGGUUUGUCGAUGGUUCGGUGGCGCCGCUCCUCUCUUUCCCCCCAGCAUACAGUCAUAUGCCAAAGGAUUACUACAGUAUUAUGACAGCAUUAUAACAAAUUCAGGAGAAUAUGCAGACUUCAAAACGCACAUCUCUAUUAGCUCAAGUCAGUCAAAGAGAGAAUUCAUGUUGGGCCUUGGAUUGAAAAUACGAGCACAAUGUCAAAAUGUCCUGUCUCAAAGCAUCAAUAAUAAACUGUCAAACUAAA
Molecule: messenger RNA, 4603 nt
Organism: Pseudoliparis swirei
Lineage: Eukaryota; Metazoa; Chordata; Actinopteri; Perciformes; Liparidae
Exons: 16
Coding region: 1809-3719 (636 amino acids)
Molecular function (GO): protein binding
Source: RefSeq, a predicted model, not a curated record